AUGUUCCCUACAGCUGUUGUCGCUGAAAUAGAGCAAUUAUGGUGCACAAGCUAUGAACAGCGAUGCCGAAAGAAUAACCCUACAUUCAUAUACUACAUUGCCAAAGUCAGCGAUAUCAAAAAGCAGAAUGACAGCCUUAUUAAAGAAAUCAGGGAACUCGUUCGGCAAAUCCGGGAGCAAAGAGAUGCAGCCAGCUACAAGACCUCCAACGAUAAGCUGAUUGAUUUCAUAAAGAAAUUGAGCGCAAAGAUUCAAGAAGCAGAAAACGUUAGCAAAGCCGACUUGAUCAAGCAAUGGAGCCAAGUAUUGUCCAACAUUGAAUGCAUUCGUAAUUGA
Messenger RNA from Mucor velutinosus, 336 nucleotides. Its product is annotated as Mitochondrial distribution and morphology protein 12. NCBI's taxonomy places the organism in Eukaryota, Fungi, Mucoromycota, Mucoromycetes, Mucorales, Mucoraceae. The transcript has a single exon. The record is from RefSeq and is a predicted model, not a curated record. Bases 1 to 336 code for a protein of 111 amino acids.